AUGCGGGAUCUCCCUAAGCUCCCAUCCCCGGGCUCCACAGGGAUGCGGGAUCUUCCCAGGCUUUCCUCGGCUUCCAGAGGGAUGCAGGCUGUUCCUAAGCUCCUCUCCUCACGCUCCAGAGGGAUUCAGGCUCUUCCCAAGCAGCUCUCCCCACCUUCCAGAAGGAUGCGGGAUCUCCCUAAGCUCCCAUCCCCGGGCUCCAGAGGGAUGCGGGGUCUUCCCAAGCAGCACCUUCCAGAAGGAUGCUGGUUCUUCCCAGGCUCUCCUCAGCCUCCAGAGGGAUGCUGGUCCUCCCUAAGCUCCUCUCCCCAUCUUCCAGAGGGAUGUAGGCUGUUUCCAAGCUCUCCCCACCUUCCAGAGGGAUGCUGGCUCUUCCCAAGCUCUCUCCAGCCUCCAGAAGGAUUCAGGCUGUUUCCAAGCUCCUCUCCCCGGCUGCCAGAGGGAUGCUGGCUCUUCCCAAGCUCUCCCCACCUUCCAGAGGGAUUCAGGCUCUUCCCAAGCUCUCCCCACCUUCCAGAGGGAUUCAGGCUCUUCCCAAGCUCUCCCCACCUUCCAGAGGGAUUCAGGCUCUUCCCAAGCACUCCCCACCUUCCAGAGGGAUUCGGGCUCUUCCCAAGCUCCUCUCCCUGGCUGCCAGAGGGAUUCAGGCUCUUUCCAAGCUUUCCCCACCUUCCAGAGCGAUUCAGGCUCUUCCCAAGCUCUCCCCACCUUCCAGAGGGAUGCAGGCUGUUUCCAAGCUCCUCUCCCCACCUUCCAGGGGGAUUCGGGCUCUCUCCAGCCCCAGGCGCGGCUCGCUGUCCCCCUGCUGUCCCCGCUGUCCCCCUGCUGUCCCCGCUGUCCCCCUGCUGUCGCACGGGCUGUGCAGGCUCAGCCUUUCUCCGAGAUGCCUGGCUCAGGGGUGGGGGAGGGAAUGCUGCUGGAAGGGGAGGGGAAAGGGAAGAGGGAUGGGUGAGGGGCUCGGCAGCCUGGGAAUCAUCUGAUUUUUGGCAGAUUUUUUGCGUGAAUCAUUUCGGCAGCCCGCUCCGGGAAUUGUGUGAGCGAGGAUGGGAGCGCUGCAGGGCUGGGGAUGCUGCCCUGGGACACCAGGGUGGGCUGCAGAGGGGCUGCUGCACUCAAUCACGUCUCUCACUAAUUAAAAAAACAUCUCGUUUCUCCCAGGCAGUUCUCCUAACCGAGCUGAGCACGUUUCUCCCCGCGAGGAAAGGGAGAGCAUCGUGUUUUCAUCGUGCAGAAUUGUGUCAGCAGAGACAGCCCCAGCACAGGGGCAGAACACUCCCAGAUUUUCAUUUAUGGAAAGAUUCUCGCUGUGCUCUGCCCUAG
Messenger RNA from Catharus ustulatus (Swainson's thrush), 1320 nucleotides. RefSeq lists its product as uncharacterized. The record is from RefSeq and is a predicted model, not a curated record. NCBI's taxonomy places the organism in Eukaryota, Metazoa, Chordata, Aves, Passeriformes, Turdidae. Bases 1 to 1320 code for a protein of 439 amino acids. The transcript has 2 exons.